Siniperca chuatsi (mandarin fish) is the source of this 2376-nucleotide messenger RNA. Its product is annotated as interferon-induced transmembrane protein 5-like. The coding region runs from base 481 to 909 and encodes 142 amino acids. The transcript is spliced from 2 exons. Gene Ontology annotation, cellular component: plasma membrane. The record is from RefSeq and is a predicted model, not a curated record. NCBI's taxonomy places the organism in Eukaryota, Metazoa, Chordata, Actinopteri, Centrarchiformes, Sinipercidae.
AGACUCGUGCCUCAAGGCCUCUGGUAGACAGCACUUCAGAUGAACUCCUCCUCAACACCUUCAAGGGUUUUGAACAGCCCUGCCUCCACUGUCCUCUGCUACCACCGCCCAACUCAACCACCUGAUCCACAUCACUAGGACAAGAAAGCUGAGGUGAUGGAUACUUUGGUGAAGAGACUGCUCUCAUACAUCUAUAUACUGUCUCUGUCUUCUCUUUCAUACAGCUUUCUGUCUCUCUGUAUCUCUAUUUCAGUCUGUCUCAGGCUUGACCACAUAAUGACAGACCUGCUGUAUAUUAAAGGACCCUGCCCAUGCGUCCUCUCACUGUCACCUCCCUCUUCAUGGGCCUUUAUAAGCCUCUCACACAGGGGGGGCACUACUUUCCAAAGAGGGACCGUGCACAGGCAUCUGGAAGGCUAGCUAGUUUGCAAAGCCACCUUUUCACCCACAGCCACAGGAUCUCCGGGCUAAUCGCUAACCAUGGACAACCAUUCAUACAACUUCCCCUCGGACUGCACCCCACUCACCAACUGUAAGUCUGCCCGUAAGCCGGCUGGCUCCACCGUGGUGAACAUGGGCAAUGCUGGCAAGAAUCCUCCCCGGGACUAUCUACUCUGGUCGCUGUGCAACACCUUGUAUGUUAACUUCUGCUGCCUGGGAUUCAUGGCUCUCAUCUACUCCAUCAAGGCCAGGGACCAGAAGACUCAGGGCAACCUGCAGCUGGCCCAGGAGUGUUCAGACAAGGCCAAGUGGUACAACAUCCUGGCAGCCGGGUGGAACCUGCUGAUUCCACUUCUGGCUGUCGUCCUGCUCGUCCUCCUGCUCGUCCACCUGGGCUCAUCCCAGGGCUCCUUCGACUUCUUCGGAGAGGACGGCUUCCAAAACUUCAUGAAACUGUUCAGCUGGUAGACGGAGGCGAAGGGAGAGAAAUAAAAAAAAAAUAAACAACAGAUCAGUCUCAAAGUAAACACGUUGACACUAACCAGGAGAGGGUAUUUGAUUGGAUUCAGCAAAUGAGGGCUGAUGUGAUAGCUCCUAAGAAUUUUAGCCAGUCUAACCCAAGUGAUAAAGGUGGGCUUCCAAAAAUCUGCUCAGCACUAAAAUAAUCCUAAUUGGUGAGAAAGAAAAGUAAGCCUUAGUUUGUGUAUUUCAAGAAUGUCCUCUUUGGGAUGCACCCGUACUAAUGCUGGCUAUUCGGCAAAUAAAAUACUAAAACAUGGCAUUCAACCAGUAUCUGAGAGUUACACAAUGGAUAAAACUUUUGGACCAGUGACCUAAAACUAAUGAAAAACAAGUUUCUGUUUUUUUUGUAUUGUAUUGUAAGUACUGUAGGGCAUUAGUAUCGGAGCAUCCCUAAUUGUAAUGUCAGUAUUAGAGGGAGCUCAGCUUACACCUUUCUCCCAGACACAGUCAGUAGAGAUGUGAAGUCUGAACAGCCUAAAAUGGAAAAAAAGAGUGGAACGAACAGAUUUAAGUAAGACUAGGAGCUGAAUCCAGGCUGAAAGAUUGAGCAAGCAGCGACUCUGGGUCAUUUUUGUUGUUAUUUAUUGUAUUUAUGUGGAAUGGAAAUUAUGAUGACAGCUGAAAUUAUCUCUAGUCAGGGUAGAGAGAGGAGAAAGAGCAGAGAGAACAGAGGACUGUGGAGCCAAAGUCUGAAUGUCAUGAUGAUGAGAAGCCACUUGACAAAGGACAAUCAACAUUCACCUCCCAUUGAUAGUCACAUAUUAUUAUUCUUUCAGCAGUUUUUUUUUAAAUGUUAUUACUGUUACAUCAUACAUCUAUUUUUGGUUUAUCUAUUAUUCAUGCAUUUUUAUUAGUAUUUUGUUGUGUUAAGUAUUUUAAUUUUACAUCAUCUUAUUGCUGACCUCUUGUGAUUGAGUAAUAAUAAAAAAAACAAACAAAUAUUGUUAACUCAGUAUUGCAUUGAAAAACAAAUCAACCUUAAUUUUCUCCUUCAUGUAAUGCUUUUACUUACUUUAUGAAAAAUCUACUAACAUUUUUCAGGUUUUUUAGCUAAUGAACACAGAGAUGAAGAGAUGUUCCCUCAAAUGGCUACAGCGGUUCCGCUGCUGCACCUACACCCUUUUAAAGUGAUCAUUUUGGGCUUCAGUGGUUAGAUUCUGGGUCUGAGGGAACGGGCAAGGCAGGGUUGUUUUCAUCCCAGCUGUGAGCCUGCUGCUGUACCAACUAUAUACAGAACAUCCCGUUUUAGGGAACUGUAGCAAUGUGCCCUGAGUUGUAAGUUAUGGUUGCCCAGGCAGACCACUACAGAGGAGUCAGCAGCAAUGUGGAGGCCUGCUGCAGGACAUGAUGGCUCAUUUCCACACAAUCUGCUCUCAGUCUGAGGAAUUUAUUAAAUGGUGCACGUUUUGGGAA